AUGUCAUAUUUUGAUGGCGAACAAGGUCGUAUACAAGCUGAAACAAUGGAAAUAGCUGUUGCACUUAUUUGUCAACUUCCAUCACAAAAACAAAAUUAUUUACGAAUAAAAAAACAAGUUGAUCAUAUAAUACAUCGUCAUGAAAUUUUAUUUACUGGAAUGCUUAGAAAACUUGAUUUAUUAUCAAUAACAAUUCAUAAGAAUGAAACAAAUCGUCAAGAUAUGGUUGAUGAUCUACUUUGUCUUGAUUUAACAAGAAUUUUUAAUUCGUUACUUGAAAAUGAUAAUAUAACUUGGGGAAAAAUAAUUACUAUUCUUGCUUUUAGUACGUUUAUUGCUAAGAAACAUAGUGAAAUAGCGGAUAGAAUUGCAUGUGUGACAGGACAAUAUAUUGUUAAAAAAUUAACACCAUGGAUUAAAGAUCAUGGUGGAUGGGUAAAUAAAUUAGCGUUUGAAUUUAAAAUGCAAACGAAAAUGCUUGAAAGACAAGCAGCAACACAUGAUAAACAGGAAAAACUUGAACGUGAAAAAGUUAAAAAAGCAUUGAUGAAAGGAAAUAUCGAAGCUGGAAAAAUUCAUGCUGAAAAUGCUAUUCGACAUCAUUCUGAAUCAUUAAAUUGUAAACGUAUGGCAGCUCGUGUUGACGGUGUACAAGCACGUGUAGCUAAUUCAGCUGCACAACGACAAAUGGCACAAAGUCUUAAACAAACAGUUACAUUAAUGUCGAAAGUAACAGCAAAUAUGCCAUUAACUGAAACAUCAAAAUUAAUGGAUAGUUUGGAAAAAAAUUUCGAAGAUCUUGAAGUUAAAACAAAAGUUAUGGAUGAUGCAAUGCAAAAUGCAACAUCAGUUCAACAACCCGUUGAUCAAGUUGCUAAUCUUAUGCAAGAAAUGGCUGAUGAAGCUGGCAUUGAACUUAAUCUUAAUAUUCCAAAUGCACCUACAAAUGUUUCAGUUGCUGCGAGAGAACAAGAUGAACUUAGUCAACGAUUACAAAAAUUACGUGAAACAUAA
This is a messenger RNA of Adineta steineri, 1014 nucleotides long. The record is from the annotation of a GenBank genome assembly. Lineage: Eukaryota; Metazoa; Rotifera; Eurotatoria; Adinetida; Adinetidae.